Rhododendron vialii is the source of this 1631-nucleotide messenger RNA. RefSeq names its product probable 1-acylglycerol-3-phosphate O-acyltransferase. NCBI's taxonomy places the organism in Eukaryota, Viridiplantae, Streptophyta, Magnoliopsida, Ericales, Ericaceae. The coding region runs from base 209 to 1426 and encodes 405 amino acids. The transcript is spliced from 9 exons. The record is from RefSeq and is a predicted model, not a curated record. Gene Ontology annotation, molecular function: A2-type glycerophospholipase activity.
UACAUGUAAGAGCAGGGGCCUUCAUCAUCAACCAACCAUCGACUUCUACAAGCCGCCCACGUUUCCAGGAGGAGACUCUCUGAUACCACGGGUUUCGAUUCGAAGCCCUAUAGAUCCGCACAAGCGUGAACUAUAAAAAAGACCAUAUUAUUACGACAAAAAUCUCGACCAGGAAACGCAUCAAACCUUCGCCGGGGGCGGUAAGUCGAUGGCGGAGGAAGUCAGGUCAUCUCCCGACGCCGCCGCCGCCGCCGCUUCAACAACCACCGCAGCAUCAGCCGUAGCAGCAGCAAGAACUAAUAAAUCAUCGACGAGGUUUUUGUGGCCCUCCGUCCUCCGCUGGAUCCCUACCUCCACCGACCACAUCCUCGCCUCCGAGGAACGCCUUCUCUCUCUAGUCAAGACUCCGUAUGAGCAAGAACAAGUCAACAUUGGUUCUGGCCCACCAGGGUCUAAAGUCAGGUGGUUUCGUUCUGCUAGCGAUGAGCCAAGGUUCAUUAACACAGUUACUUUUGAUAGCAAAGAUGAUUCUCCCACUCUUGUAAUGGUCCAUGGUUAUGGUGCCUCUCAUGGUUUCUUCUUCCGUAAUUUUGAUGCUCUAGCCAAACAUUUCAGAGUCAUUGCUAUUGAUCAGCUUGGAUGGGGUGGAUCAAGCAGACCUGACUUUACAUGCAAAAGCACUGAAGAAACUGAAGCAUGGUUUAUUGAUUCCUUUGAGGAAUGGCGGAAGGGCAAAAACCUUAGCAACUUUAUUUUACUUGGACACUCAUUUGGAGGUUAUGUUGCAGCUAGAUAUGCUCUCAAGCAUCCUGAGCACAUAAAACACUUGGUUUUAGUGGGGAGUGCUGGGUUUUCAUCCCAGACCGAUGCUAUGUAUGCGCCACUAAUUCAUUUCAAAGCAACGUGGAAAGGAGCUGUAUUGAGUCACUUAUGGGAAUCGAAUUUUACUCCUCAAAAGAUUAUUAGAGGUAUUGGCCCCUUUGGUCCAGAUCUGGUCCACAAGUAUAUGUCUGCUAGGUUUGGUGCAUAUUCAACGGGGGAAGUUUUGAGUGGCGAAGAGACCAGAUUGCUGACAGAUUAUGUGUAUCAUACUCUGGCUGCGAAAGCUAGCGGAGAGCUGUGUAUGAAACACAUAUUCGAGUUCGGAGCAUUUACACGGGUGCCUCUUUUACAAAGUGCAUCUGAAUGGAAAGUGCCAACUACUUUUAUAUACGGCUACGAGGAUUGGAUGCCGUAUGGAGGAGCACAAGAAGCUCGCAAACAUAUGAAGGUCCCCUGUGAAAUUAUACGGGUCCCUAAGGCUGGCCAUUUUGUAUUCAUAGACAACCCUACUGGUUUCCAUUCAGCUGUGUUAUAUGCUUGCCGCAAGUUUCUGUCCUAUGGUGCAGAUAAUCCCUCCUUACCUGAGGGCCUGAUAUCUGCCUAAGGCCCUAAAGUGGAGUGUUUGUUUUAAGUGUAUUAUGUCCUGUGAAUAAUGGUUCUCAUUUUUCCUCCUAUAGCGAAUCAAUAAUUAUAUGUAAUUUCAAGAUUUGGUAAGAUUUAUUUAUAUGGUCUAAUUCCGUGUAGACCAUAUAUGUAGCAUAUUGUUUGGUAUUUUUACUAAUAGAACCGGCACCUGGUUGAUUUAGCAA